GAAGUCUCUGCUUUGAGCGGGGUUUCUUGAAGAUUAAAUUGAGAAUCCAGCUGGUGAAAAAUUUGAGGAUCGAUAGGAGUUGUAAGAGGUAGCUACAAAUGGCCCGCAUACAUCUGUGGAAUAGCCUCUGCUGGGGAAAGCAUCUUGACACCUGGAGAAACGGAUUCAUGUGCUGGAAUGUGAUGCUUUAUCAUAGUUUUGGUGAAGCCCGUGGGGUUACUUUGCCUGCUAGAUGGUAUGAGAAGGCAUUUCGCCAAAUGAUAAAAUUGAGUGACUGCUUAAAGGACCUGGAUUCGGUCGACGGACGGCUCAUAAAUGUUAAAGAUGGUUCAAUUGUCAUUGACGAUCUUAUGGAACAUAAAGUGCAUACUUUUAAAUCGCUUGCUAGAGCGUUUAUUGGGUCUCCAUCGAUCCAGCAGACACUGAAGAGGAGUAUUCCAGCAUCUUCAGCGGAUGCAAAGUCUGCACCCCAUGUUUGUUUCAGUAAUGUGAGUGAAAGAGAGCCCAUGGUCAUAAAUUCCCUGACCAAGAUAAGCGACAUCCUUAAAAUUUCCGCUCAGCAAAGGAAAUCAGUGCGUGUCACAGUAUGCCCGCUGGUGACACAGCACCAGAUAUGGACUGCUACACUCGAGGAGUUGCUAAAUGGAUUGAAAUACGAGUUGGACAUUUUGAAUGGCCAAUGCCCAAGACAUGCCACUAAGAUGGGUCUGCAGAUCGUUUCUCUUUGCCUAAAUUUCUUGGAAGAAAAUUCCAGUUCCUUUAAUCCCGACUCCUCUUCAUGGAUGCGUGUUUCACCAGCUGCAAAGGCCGACUCCUCUGCCUCAAGAAAGUGGGAAGAUGUCCUUGAGAUGUUUGAUGACCUUAUUAGAUGUAUAAAAUAUGAGGAAGAAUUGCUUUUACAGUUAAAGAAGCUUGAGGCAAUGAAGGAAGGCCUGUCUCAAAUCAGGGAUGUGGUAGUUGACAGAUGUAUUGGGUAUAAAGAUGCUCGACACCAGGAAAGUCUAGUGCAAAAGAAACUUACCAAGACACUAGGAUACUCAUCCCCAUGCUUGUUUACUCUUCUUUUGUAUUAUCUCUAUGGAUAUGUCAGGGACUUGGAGAUAGACCUCUCCGGUGGGAUUUGGGGACACGGUGAAGGUAGCAAAUGUUGUUUGCAUGUGGGAAGGAUUUUGACAACAGAUGAGGAAGAUAUGGUCUGGAAUGGGGUAAAACAUUUACACAAGGUUCUUGGACUUUUCAAGUUUGUGUGGGAAACAGCAGGAAUGAAAGAGGUCUUGGAAUUGCAAGGCCAUCUAUGGUGCCUGCGAGCUGAGGAUAGGACACUAACAUAUAAAGGGAAUCUGUAUUUCGUACAUGGAAUCACAUCGUGAUUAGUUGAUCUUACCAUUUCAGUGUUUGAACUCAAUUGUAUUCUUAGGCCCUUCCGUAGUUCUUUAUAUAUUACAAUAGAGUAGAGACCAGAGUUAACUUCACUUUGUUGGUGGUUGAAGAGCUGACAAUUUGUCUGGGUGAGUGGGAUGCUUUGUACUGCUUUGGGGGCAGAAAUGGCAACUCCUUGGAGUGGGAGAUUAGUAACUUUCACAUCAACCACAUGGAGAGCAACAUCAAGGAGUACGUAAACAAGUACUUAGAUUGCAUAUUUCUGAUAGUGUUUUACUUGAAAGCUCUGUACGCCCAGCAUAUAAAUGCAAAUGGACAGGAUUCUUUCUACAACGCACUACAGUUUGUGGUGUACAACGAACUGGCCGAAUCUGUUAUUACUUGAAGUACUGUUCUUUGAAUGAAAUGGUCAAGCACUGUCAACAGCCUAUUUGUUGGUGUACUUGUCAAGCACCGACAAGCAAAAAAUCGAACUGAUGGUGACAAUACUAAUCCUAAUACUAACGGAAAUAUUAUACAAAACCUAAUGAG
Rhodamnia argentea is the source of this 1911-nucleotide messenger RNA. RefSeq lists its product as uncharacterized. The transcript has a single exon. The record is from RefSeq and is a predicted model, not a curated record. NCBI's taxonomy places the organism in Eukaryota, Viridiplantae, Streptophyta, Magnoliopsida, Myrtales, Myrtaceae. Bases 99 to 1370 code for a protein of 423 amino acids.